Messenger RNA from Drosophila obscura, 5022 nucleotides. RefSeq names its product 5'-3' exoribonuclease 1 (gene pcm). Gene Ontology annotation, cellular component: nucleus. Bases 123 to 4883 code for a protein of 1586 amino acids. Gene Ontology annotation, biological process: nuclear-transcribed mRNA catabolic process; rRNA catabolic process. The transcript is spliced from 12 exons. The record is from RefSeq and is a predicted model, not a curated record. NCBI's taxonomy places the organism in Eukaryota, Metazoa, Arthropoda, Insecta, Diptera, Drosophilidae. Gene Ontology annotation, molecular function: RNA binding; 5'-3' RNA exonuclease activity.
GAAUGUGUGCUCCUUUCUACUCUUGCAAAAUUGACAGUGACGUGAGCAAAGGACAAAUUCGCAUAGUAAUAUUUGUAAACUGAUUGAGAUUUUUUUAAUAAAAAUUGUACACUUAAGCUGACAUGGGUGUUCCGAAGUUUUUCCGAUAUAUUAGCGAAAGGUAUCCGUGCCUGAGCGAAUUGGCGCGGGAGCACAGCAUUCCUGAAUUUGACAACCUUUACCUGGACAUGAAUGGCAUUGUCCACAACUGCUCUCAUCCGGAUGACAACAACAUACACUUUCACAUGGAGGAGCAGCAGAUAUUUCAGGAGAUAUUUAACUAUGUGGAUAAGCUAUUCUACCUGAUUAAACCUCAGAAACUCUUCUUCCUGGCUGUGGAUGGCGUUGCACCGCGGGCGAAAAUGAAUCAGCAAAGAAGUCGCCGCUUCCGCUCUGCUCGUGAGGCUGAGUUGCUGGAGGCCAAAGCGCUUCAAAGAGGCGACCGUCGGGAGCACGAGCGCUUUGAUAGCAACUGUAUCACGCCAGGUACUGAUUUCAUGGAGCGGCUGCAACAGGGUCUCCGGUGCUUCCUCAAGACAAAGAUCUCCACAGAUCCACUCUGGCAGAAGUGCUCUGUGAUUCUCAGUGGACAGGAGACGCCCGGCGAGGGUGAACACAAGAUUAUGGACUACAUUCGCUAUAUGAAGGCCCAACCCAACUUUGACCCCAACACCAGGCACUGUUUGUAUGGCCUGGACGCGGAUCUUAUCAUUCUGGGUUUGUGCACGCACGAGCUGCACUUUGUGGUUCUACGCGAGGAGGUCAAGUUUGGGCGCAAUGUUAAACGUGCUUCCGUAGAGGAGACGCGCUUCUUUCUCCUGCAUCUCGGAUUGCUUCGGGAGUAUCUCGAACUGGAGUUCCACGAGCUGACCACCGCUCAACAGAAACUAGAUGUGGCCCAGCUAAUCGAUGACUGGGUCCUAAUGGGCUUCAUGGUCGGCAACGAUUUCAUUCCCCAUCUGCCCUGCCUGCAUAUCUCCUCCAAUGCCCUGCCGCUGUUGUACAAGACCUAUAUACGCAUUUACCAUUCCCUUGGUGGCAACAUCAACGAGCACGGAAAACUCAAUCUGCAGCGACUGCAGACCUUCAUGACGGCUCUCAGCGAGGUAGAGUUGGAUCAGUACAAAGAGCACGCCGAUGAGCUAAAGUACACGAAUUCCAAUACAGAGGCCUUCGACAUAGACAUUCGAGAGAUAUCCUCCUCCAAAAACUACGAUUCUGACCUGGAAGCCCUGAUCGAUGACAGCAUAAAGCUCUACAAGGACGACAGUGACGAGGAUUUAAGCGACGAAGAAGGUGGAGUGAUAAAAGAGUUCCAAAACUACAAGCGUAACUAUUACCGUAACAAGUUCAAUCUUAACUCGCGGGGACAGAAUCAGCUGAUCGAAGAGUUGGGGCACCACUAUGUAACGGCGCUGCAGUGGAUUCUGGAUUAUUAUUAUCGGGGCGUGCAAUCGUGGGACUGGUACUAUCCCUUCCACUACGCCCCUUUCAUCAGUGACCUGAGUAAUAUCGAGACUGUUCAGAUAAAGUUUCAGCUAGGGACGCCAUUUCUUCCCUUCGAACAGUUGCUCGCUGUUUUGCCGGCAGCCAGUUUUAAGCUUCUUCCCGCUGCCUAUCACGACCUUAUGCUGAACCCGACCAGCCCGUUGGCGGAAUUUUACCCCACGGAAUUUAAGAGCGAUCUAAAUGGCAAGAAGCACGACUGGGAGGCCGUCGUUCUCAUACCGUUCAUAGACGAAAGCCUACUACUCAGCGCAAUGCUGCCGUGCGAAGCUCAGCUAUCGCCCGUGGAGAGAGCUCGAAAUAGGCACGGACCGAUGUACCAGUACGACUACAGUCCCCACGAUGUGGGUUCGAUGGCAGCCCUGCCACCGCUGAAGGCUCUGCAGCACGUCAACUGUACUGAAGUGGCCCGGUGGGCAGAAGAGAUUGCUCUGAAUCUCUCCCAUAGCGUUUGUGUUGAAAUGCCGAAUGCGGCUCGUCACGUCUUCUUCCCCGGCUUUCCUACUAUGAAGCAUCUGGCCUUCAAUUUUGAAUUGCGGCACGGUCGGGUUAAAGUCUUCGAGCAAGUCAGCCGCAACCAGAACAUGGUGCUGAUGCCACGAAAGCAAGCGAUAGAUGAUUCUUUGGAGGCAAUAGCUGCACGGUAUUUGGAACAGGUCGUGCACAUUGGAUGGCCCCAUCUAAUAAUGGCCAAGGUUGUGAAGGUAGCCACACGAAGUCAGUGUAUCGACAAGGAGGGAAAGUCCUCCAACGAGUCGCGACGCUUUGAUAUGGAGUGCAAGACGCUGAAAGAACACUUUAGUACGCGCAUGGGCAUUCAGUUCGACAACUACGAUGUUCUCGUAUAUGUGCGUACCUACGCCGGUAGUUCCGUCGAUUUUGGCGCCAAGGGCACCGUACAUAUGAAGGAUGCUUGGAGCAGCAGUAUUACUGAAUACCCUGCUCAGGGCGUGGUUGGUGAGCUGUCUGUGCAAAAGAACAUGCGCCAGCAAUUCUCCAAAAUAGAGCAACUUUUCCCUUCCGGCUGCUUAGUAUUUUUCAUCGGCAGUCCUUAUCAUGGUAGCGAGGGAACUGUGCUGGACCCACUGCUCGUCUAUAGCUGCGGACGCAUCCAGGUCAAUAUACGGGUUCAUCCCGAGCCGAACCUGGAGGAGGCCCGACUGGAGCAGGAGGAACGCGACAAGGACUAUAUGAACACCUUCGACGUCUGCCGCCAGCUGAACAUCAAUGGCAGAGCCCUGGGUCGUCUGACUGGCACCUUCUGGGUGGUGCUCGGACCACGGCGCGAAAAGAUGGAAAACGUAGCCAAACACAAUAUCGGGCUGCAGCUGAAGUAUCCCCGACAAAACGAGGAGCGGGUCGGUUACUGCCGUCGCUCAAACAACCAGUGGUUCUACUCUAGCCUAGCUCUCGAGCUCAUGCAAAGAUACUGUGAACGCUUCCCUGAGGUGGUCAGCUACUUCGGCGUCAGCAACGACAGGAACGAGUACUUUUUUGAACAGGAUAUUUACCCGGAUGCCAUGGGCCAACACAAUAUUGAGGAUCUGGCUAAUUGGGUCCGUCAGCAACAGCACAUGAAGGUGGACCGCAUUGCCUGCGGCUCCAAGACAGUUUGUAAGGAGACCGUGGAACUGCUGAUUGGCGCCGCCGAGGAGCUGCGAUCGAUGCCCGUGAAAGAUGUAAAGCUGCAGGUGAAGCCACACCUCCUCAUUAAACCAAAUGUCACACUGCCCGAAGUGUAUAAGUCCCGUCGUCCAGCGCGCCUGUUCGAUCGCGUCAUAAUCGUCCGAACCAUCUACAUGGUUCCGGUCGGCAUCAAGGGCACUAUCAUUGGCGUACACCCUGUCAGUGACCCCAAUCCUGUUCGGCUAGAGUGUGUUCAUGCCAUCGACACCUUCUGCGAGGUGCUCUUCGACAAGUGCGUUCCCAACUGCAACGACAUCCACGGCAUAGCAGAGGAGCGUGUUUACAAGAUACCAGAAAAUGCUCUCGUAGUAAUUUGUUCAAAUGAAAAUGGACAGAAUCAGCAGUCCGGCCUGCAGUUUGAGAAAAGACGCCAAAGUUAUCUUUCCAACCAAACGAAUUCCCCACGCAUAGAGAAGCGAGAACAGCAGAAUUGGCAGCCACAAAAACAGCAGCAGACAAAAAAGGAGCAGCAGAAGCCUCCGGCAACUAGCAGCCGGUACGUUACGGCAGCAGGGUCGAACUGGAAUCAAAUUACGAUGAAAACACAGAUAGCCGAUGAGUUUGUCAAGCCGCAGUCCGAUCUCCCGCUUAGAUCUAACCAGCAUCUGUCCAAAUGUUAUACUACCAAUCGGGGUCGUUCUACCUUGCCAACUAAGUCGCAAACGGAGGUUGCAAAGGAAAGUUGCGGCCAAAGUUCUACGCGACUUCAGGGAGGCAGUGUUUGCGCAGACCCAAAACCAACCAACAUAUCGCCAGCGAUUGCGACGCCACAAGAACAGACUCUGGCUCUCAUGUCGCUGCUGGGCUUGAAUAAAGAGCAGGACACGUUGCAGCAGCCACUUGGCCAUGUAACUCGUAUUUCCUCGCAGCAGCAGCAGCAGCCGCUGAUAUCUAAAUCGCAAAUACUUCAGCAACCACUUUCUGGACAAAUGCCUAAACUGCCACAGCCUCCGCUCUUUUGGCAGAAGGAGGCUCAGCAGCAAAAACAGCAAGCACAACAAGCCAACCGCAUUCAGACCCAACAGUGGUUUAGAUCUAUGCAGCCACCAGAGGUAAGUCUUCAUCAGAAAGCUGCGUGUCUCCCACGGCAGCAGCCUAAUCACCAGCAACAAAUACAACAGUGGCAUUCACAAAAGAUGCCCCCCCAUAUUUAUCAAUUGACUUACAAUGGAAAUCAGCCAUGUUAUAAUAACACGCUGGGGCAUGAAGUCUACAGCAACCCUCGGACAACACUUGAGCAAAAACAGUAUCAGACACAACAUCCCCAACAACUGCAGGAUAUCAGCACCAGACCUCGUUAUUCAUCCAUUCAGGACUUUGUGCCCACACAAGCAUAUCGUCCCAAGAUAUCGCAGCGCCCUCAACGAAUUGUUCAAAUAGAUGCGGAAAUGCCGUCGUUGACAUCGGCAGGAGAUGUAAACUCCCGAGCUAGUCAUCGGGAAGCAGUACCAAACGAAGGGACUUCUACACUUAAGCAAAUACUGAACACUGAACCGUCGACAUCACAAGCUAAAUGUAGUACCAUCUUAGCUGCGAAGGUCGGUGAAGAUCCUGGUGCUGGUGCAGAAUCCACUGCAGCCCAAUUAAAGAUGAGGAAACAACGAGUGCCUCGCAUUGGCGCAAAAUUCGAUUUGGAUUAUAUUAUUCAUUGAACUCAAAAUAGGAAGACAAAGGAGACUUAAGAAUCACAGACAGCUCAUUGAAAUUCAUUAUCUUUAUAUUAUUAUGUGUAUAUAGCCACUUAUACAUUUCGUUAUCAUCUUACGUCGCUUAUAAAGAACCUCAACCCUA